AUGGAAGUUCUUUUGGAGUGUGACAGCAACUUAAAUAAGGCGAGUUCUUAUCGAAAAACAUGUGUCGCGGAAUGAGUUCUACUUACUGUGUACAUGCACUUGGUGUCACUAUGUAAUGACACCAUUUGACUUAAAUCUGACACGCACGACUUAAUUAGGGCAUGCAUACUGGAUCUCCCUGUGGCAGUUCGCUAAGCAGUGAUAAUGCUCUGUCGGCUUCUCUGUUUUCAUGGUCUUUAUGGCAUGAGUAUUGUGGCUAUCUGCUGCCGUUUCAGUACCAGGACACUGCAGUCGAAAGCAUGCUUUCGACUGCCUUUGUUUACUUUACAUUAUUUUCUGCAUUAAAAGUUUUGGAGUCAUCGUAGGUCAGAGUUCUCCCAACCUAACCGUUUGACCUCGUUCGAUAGCCAUUCGCUGUGUUAAUAGCUGUGAACUCUUUCUCGCUUCUCUUCUAAGGCUGUCCUGGUAAUCGGAAGCUUAAUUCCGAAAACUGAUCGCGUGAGACAGUCAGAGAUAAUUCGUUGCUUCUCGCGUGUGGGUUGGCGUCGUGAUCCUCUGCUUUCAUCCAAGCUCUCGCGCCCAUAUUUGACCUAUUUUUGCCCAGACCGUAGUGUCGCGUUAAUUUAACCUCAGUCGUUAACGACUAUCUUCGGCUUUGAGAAAUAAAGUCGGAAAGUUUUUCCUUCAUAUGGCCUAGAACCUCCGUUGAACAUGCCUCUCCAAACAUCGUACGCCUGUCAGAUCACGGACCUUUCGGUUUUUUUAUCACUACGGAUGUGAAUGGUCUGUUUGUUUUAGCCUAUCUGGCAAUAAACGCAGGCCCCAGCUUUUGUGUUUCUGUACUAAUAUGUACAAGCUGGCCAGAAUAUGACUUAAAAUCUUCUCCACACAGAGUUUAGAUUUGUAACGUAGGAGAAAAGUUUGACCCGUCAAGGAGACUUCGCUCUUAUUAUAUGGUGAAUGAGGUACUACUUAUUCUAAACUAUUUGAUCAAAUAGUUUUCAGACCGGUAAAAGGUGCCUUUUAUUUGUUAAACCCACUUGACAAGAAAACUAAAUGGAAAUGGGUAUAGCUUUUAGUCUGUUAGUAACCAACCUUAUUCCUCUUGCCCGCACAAUUUUAGUGUUGGAAACUUUGCUAUCUCUUAUAACUUCUCUUCAUUCACUGCGGCUGUUCUCCAGCAUUUCUUUACUUUUGCUCGCCCCUGUAGCAUUGUAUUUGCCUUAUGGAGGUGCUGCCACUUUUUUCACCUAGUCUGACUUAUCCCCUACUGGUCUAAUUCUGCUCACAUAUCCUUUUAGGCUAAUUUUUACGAAAGACGGGCUGAAGUAGCCCUAAAGAACAUUUCCAAGCACAUUCACCUUUUGGAGAAGAAUUAUACGGAUGCCGUGACUUGUCUGCGUAACGCAAUCGGUACUUUUCUUAACUGGCGCUUUAACCUACUUUUUCGUGUUUCGUUGAAUUUUUUGAUGCUCGACUAUUAAUAUAUUCCACUGUUGUCUAGGCAAGCCGACCACAGGUUAGUGAGUUGUCCAAGCCGCUGGCCGAAGAGUUCCCUCACACUGCACAACAUUUCAGUGUCUUUCGUAUAGUUAAAACGCAGCUUCAUGCAUAAUAACGUCUUUUAUGUUCCCUUCAAAUUCCACCGCAGUCAUUCGUGUCGUGCGUUGUGGAUGUCACAUACUGAUAUUUCGUGGCCUGAAGCACCCUCCUGAACCCGCGGCACACUACCGUUUGGUCCUCCUUCAUUUCGCCGUCAUGCUUGCCCUUUUCUUUAUAUUCGUAGUAGGACUCUGCUUGCUUUCUGUUGCCAUAAACUUUUACCUUUCUUGGCGAACAUUACGAAAUCUAGUUGCUUGUUCAUGGGAAGGGGGUUUUUAAUUUUUUCAUGGUUGCCGUUGCACCUAACCAAGCCAUAUGCCCUGCUGUUGCUGUAUAACCUCAGGUACGUGCGCAUUUUGCUGCAAUGAUAUGCACCGCCUCAUCAAACGAGACCACCUGCCCUGCUGGUUACUCGGCGCCUCAGUGGAUGGCAGACAGGGAGUUGCACUUUACCAAAAGUUGGCUGCGAAGGAAUUCGACUUCUGCAUCGGAAAAAUAAAUGGUUGCGCGACGCAUUCGCGACAGUCUUACUAGAAUCCGAAUAUCUGAGUUCUCCUUAAAAAAAAGCUCCACAAACUGCCUCAAAUUUCUAUUACGAUACCGUAAUUUAAUGAUAAUUCAUAGUUUCUAGAUGGGUUCUUAUUUUAUCGCUGUCCUACUGUUAUGGUUUAACGUGCCCAUGCACUGGGGUAGUCAGCUGCAAGCACACGAAUUAAACCGUUUCCAAAAACUCCCGAUAGAAUUCAUGAAAUAAGUGUUUUGCCAUCCAUGUUGGCGCGGUGAGGCUUGCAUUGUUGGGCACGUAAGUGGACGCGGACGCGCCGAUCAGUAGUUCGCGUGCUUGCAAGCAACGGACUGCCGCUCAGUUUGAUUCCUUCUCUACAGCUUUCGAGUUGCCCGAUGUGAAUCUCUGUGAUGGAAAAUGUGACCAGGCUGUGUUUCUAUGAAAAUUUUCGUUGCGAUCAAGGCGUGCUAUUGCCAUAUGAAUGUCCAUUUUCUUUUCCAACACUUCUGUACUUGACUUGGAUUUCGACAUGACUUCACCCCGUCACCCAUAUUAUUUAAAUUUAUCAGCAAUUUGAUCCCGAAGACCCUGUUUGUAAUCUUUAUCGACGUUCACUCCGGAAAGACGGGUUUACCAGCUGGCCUGGCUGCUACCUAACUGAUCAGCCCAUGGGUUGCCUAUGGUGGAAUGGGCUAAUUGCGGGGUAAGCCGGCUCUUGGGUCUGUUAAAUAAGUAGUCGCAUAUCAUCAAUGACAGUGCUACUAUGAUGCCGAGGACUAAAGUCUGGCACUUCGGCUGCCUUAUAAAAUGUUGCAAAGCCUGAUGACGACCAUGGACCGUCAUUAAAUAAUUUUCCUCGCUACCACUGUCCUUUAGUUAGAUUUUAAGUCAGAACGCUAGGGGCUAUAACUGAAAAAACAUUUCGGUUAACUGUUGGGGGUUCACGUGGGCUAAAAAUUUCAGAUAAAACUUAGGGGAAUGCUUGAUUUACGUAUUUGGACCCAUGCUGCGUCGUCCACGUUGAUCAAUGUGUUUCGUGACUUCUCCAGUUAGGCAGGCGAAUAUAAGGCAAGCUAGACUGCCCAAUCGAAAGAGGACACUUGUAUUAGAUGCCGGAAUGUGCGACUGUUCCUCGUCCCUGGUACCCAAAGCCUCACGUGACACAGUCUUCAACAGUAUGAGGUGGAUGACCAUCCCCAGGUUAUUUUAGGAAUCUCUCGCUCAGGCGCUCGGACAAUCAAGAUCUCAGGCUCCACUUCCACUUCACCUUAUACCGCACCAACUUCUGGCAGAUACGGCGCGAAACAUUUACUGCUUGUGUGCAGGCCAGCCAAUGACCUGCUGGCAUACGUAAGACUGAUGGGACAUUUAACAAACGUCGCUGCCGUCUGUGUCUACGAAGCAACCUCACUAACCGAUUAGUAAGAUGUACUCGCAGCUGCAAGAGCUGGUUAAGCACCUUCCUCAUUGUGGCCUACUGAACGUUGUCGGCGGUUAGACUGCCAAGACUUAGUCAAGCGACUCAUCUGACAAUCGUCUUACUGGCCGCUUUAGGCCUGGUUCUCAAUGAGAUGAGAGAAUUUUGGGCUUUGCUAAACGGAAUUGGUUUGUUGUCAUCAACGCAUGUUUCCAAUAUCGCCACAAGCAUCUGUUGAUCUUCGGUUCAAACAAUGGUCGAACUGUGGGUUUAACGGACUAAAUUCCAUUCAUGUUCCACAUGGUUCCACAACUGUGUGGCAUCAAUUGCUAUGUGGUGUCCAAAAUGGCCUCUUCUCUAUGGAAGAAAUCGGCGAUGCUAUUCUGGGGCUGUGCAGCAGCAGUGCUUACGGAAAGAAGGACAUCCACGUCGAAGUCUUCAAAUCUCGUGUCAACAUUCUGGCACCUUGGUCUCUGAACUGAGAGCGCGAACGUUAGGAGGUGAGCUCGUUUCUAGUGACUGAGACGCGAUCAUCCUUCUCUCUGUCUUUGAAAUGUGAAUAGCGCAAAGUGCAUGAAUUAACGCGUCAUAAGUCCUGUCAGUUUUGGUGAGAGAGUUCACUUUUAUCGUCACCUUUCGUCCUCUGUCCCUGCAAUGUCUUCGCCUUUGUGUUUGACUUCACGAUUUGCCAAACUUGUUAGACAGCCUAUUUCUGGGCGAAUUUUGGUUAUUUCGAAGUAAAGUUUGUCCUUUAAGAGGCAUGCAACGGGUAAGGUUUUGAAAGAAUGAAGAGGAUUGCAAAGUCCGUGAAAGACUCCGGUCCCGACGAAUGCUUCGCCUUCCGACUGAAAGCUCGGGUUAAAUUAUUUGUGUUGAGAAAGGACGGAGGAGACUGGACGCCAGCAUGUUUUUUACAUAUUUUGCACCUCUCAGCACGUAGGAACGCGGAGAAAUUAGUGUCUUUUGUUUGUGCUGGCCCUGCACUGGUUAGACAUUGACUCGCCAUGGUUUGCAAGAUAUCAGUAAGCCUUGGUUGUCUGUUUUGUCAGUUUCUGUACGAAAUUCGGUUUGGUUUACUGAAGUUCUCCUUGAGGAAACUUGUGAUUUGAUAUUCCAUCCCGAAUAACCUGCAAUUAAUUAGUCUAGACUCUUUGUGACCCGAAGAACUGUUGUAGUAUGCGGAACGUAGGACGCAUACUGUUGAGCAUUGGUCUUCUACUAAGUACUGCUCGGAUCUGAAGACAUUGCUACAGCUGGUGACCGAUCUUAUGAAUUGUUAACUACAAUUCUUAAAUGCGUUUUCGAUUACAUAACUAAGGCUGUAGUAUUGAUUAUCGUGCAGUGUGACCCGAAGGUAUUUUAGUCACGCCAGACUGCCGACUUUUGGAUGCUUCUCUUUUUGACCGACUGCAAAAACCUCAACCGGUAAAAAGAUUGUCACUUAAGUGGAACGAAUUUUUUCAUUCAUUUCGGAUGCUAUUGUUAGUUAAAACAUGUUUUGUGGAUAACAUGGUCAAAAAUAGACUUACUUGUGUAAAUCUGACAGCAAUUCAUGUCUUUUUUUUAAUUUGAUGCCAGGGUAAACAAUAUAUUUAAGGUUUAAGAUAAUUUCAGUUCCCGAAAAAGUUCGAGCCCGAUCUGCCGUUGCAUUCAUAUUCAGGGUUUACCGUCUAGAAACUGUAUGCUUUCCAUGUAAAGGAACCCCACAUUCUUCUUUACCACUAAGAAGUUACCAUAUAGGACUCAUACAAUUGUCCAAUUUAUGUAGGCUCUGUUGUGUACUUCGUAGGAACAUUAACAAACAGACAGAUACGAUGCUAUUUGAGCAUACAUUUCACAGUCUUAUAGAACCUCAUAUUUGCAAACAUUCUAAAACCGAAAAAUACCCAUCUUCGGAUUUACAAUCUUAUGACGCAAUUUGCAACCAAAUGAGUACAAGGAAGCACAUUUUAAUCAUAUGUUCUAUCUAAUAUUUGAAUGAAUAAGAGCAUCAAAAGUCGGUGGAAAAAUUCAUGCUGCUCAAGUAUUCCUCCCAGCCCGCUUUUAAUUCGUCAUCCUAGUUUUCGUCUCCGUUAUAGUGUUAAAUUGUAUAAAAUCAUCUGUAACUUAUCCAAUUCGAUGAUUAUGCUCGAAUCGGCGCUAUAGGGUGUUCGAAAAAAGAAUGCCAUUUGUACGACUAACGACGACCUGGUCGUCGACCGCAUAGCUGAGUACUGGAAUUGACCAAACUGGUUUUAAAUAAAGCCAAUACAGAUUCUGGAAGUCAAACCCUAUCUUAUGUCUUAUUCUGUGCUGUUUCUUGCCUACUCUGGCAGAUCAUAUGUGGCCCGUCCCUGCGACUGCAUUGUUCCUUAUUGUUCGGAAGUUUUCUUUGCCCCAAAGGUUGAUUUUUUUCUGCCAUCUGGCGUGUCUGUUUUCCCAUUAUUGGCAGGUUUUUUGGAGUCCGCUCAGGCCGAAUUGCCAGAAAUAGACGAUGAGCGCUCCAUUUGUGACCUACGACUCUCCGAACUCCACCGUCGGCUGGAAAUGAUACGUCCUUACCGUUUCCUUAAAUCCUGCCAUUUUGACGAAAAGCGCACCUUUGGCGCUACACCUCCGAUCACCAAUUUCCUGGAUCGAAAACUCUCCGUCCCCCUGCUGCGAACUAACCAUGGUUCUUGCGUUGCUGACUGGGAUCCUGAGCAUUCGGACUGGACUUUCUGCAGGCCACUUCCCGCAGGUGCUGACACUGCCUGUCUCGCAAAGAAGUAUCCCAAAAGCCAGGACCAGCUUCUAGAAGAAUCAUCCGUUCGAAUCCGAGAGCUCACUAAAAUGGUAGGCCUAGACUCUCUUUUUCCGACUUUCUUGUCGACUUAUCAUUGGUCGUUUGCUGAUUUUCUUUCUGUACUCGCCUCUUCAGGUGCUGUUGCCCAUUAAAUACUGUCUAUCCGCGUUCAUACUCACACUUACCGGAUGCGCACCUUGUGAUUGUCCUAUGCCAAUUUGCGUUAGGGCAUGGGAAUAUGGACCAUUCGUAUUACAGCUGGCGUUACGCUAAAUUCCAGGGGAAGGGGUUAGAAUUAAAGUUAACUUCUGAGAACAGGUACUCCCUGAAAUUCAACGCAAGGCCGCAUGUACUGCGAGGGGAUCCAUAAUCCCGUUUUCCAACCCUACUGACGAUUAUCAGGAUACUUUCAAUUUCACUUUGUAAAGCCUGCUGGAGGUCCAUUUAUUUAAUUGCAGUGAAAUAACGUUACAACAGACAAAUAUUUUUGUCAUGCUGCCCGACGCGAAACUUUACGACUUCAUUCGUCCCUAUCCACAUGUGCACAAAGGUAUUUUACGAUGUAAUUCCACUCUUGCUUAUUAUGUACGCAAAGAUCUCCCGGCAAAUAUUCCUCUUCCUUCUAAGUGCUUUCUCUGAGUUCUGCUGAAUGAAUUAGAAGAACAUGGAAACUCACUGUUGGAAGAUGUUCGGGUUAUAAAAUUACAUCCUGCCAGUUUUGUCACUCAUCACUUUCUAGUAUGAAAUAACGCAUAGCAUUUACUUCUCAGUAACCCCUAUAAAUUUAUUUAACUGCAUAUGGUAGAUGCCUGAGCAUAUUCUUUGCCCGUGGAUGUGGAAGUCAGGUACCCUAAACUAACAUUUGUUCCUAACUCUGAUAGAUUGUAUUCAGAUUCUCAUCUUUUUCAGCUCAAGUUCCAUUGCGGUACAGUUCAAGAAGUGUGGGCUGGUAGAUUUAUGCAAAAUUGCUCUGGUACAUUGGCUGUGGGCUGAUUUUCUGCAUUUCUGAGGAUCUUGCCGCUCCACCCACCAACUGUGACUAGGUUGGUUAUUGCGUUAAAGGAAUGCACUUUAUCGACUACGUACGGCUGCAUCCAUCCGAUUCAUGACAGUACAGUGAUGUGGAAGCAAGUCGAUCGUCCUCGAUCAUCCCAGAGACAGCACGCUCCGGGAAUUUCAUUAAACACGACGUACCCCUUCUUAAGGCGUUACUGCUAGUCGUAAGUCUUCAUGUCAUUGCCGCAGAAGAAACACUACCUUCUCUGUAACGUUCAGAUGGCUGUGUUCCUCAUCUGGAAGUUCUUGGUGUUAUUUACUAGACCUAGGCUGCAUGAAACCUCGCCAAAGUUUCGCUCAUCCGUUCUAUAUCAUCUAUUUCUCUUCUACUGGUCCAAUUCACAAAUCCAUAGUUCUGCGCAGCAUGUCGAUUUCACCCUCAAUGAGCUUACCUCGGAUUUUCUGGUAACAUUGGUGUCAGGUCAUCAAAACCCUCCUGGUACCCUGUUCAUUCUUCUACCGCACCAGCAUUCUUUGUACCUCAGUGUCGUCACCCUACCUGUUUAAAAAAUGCAUCUUUGUGGUUGCUUAAUGUCCAGUCGUAUGUUCAAGUCACUCCUCCCCCCUCCACCUUUUCCUUCGCUUACCGUGCAACCGCACCUUCGGCAUUGAUUUAUGAGGGCUGAGUAGCCCUCCGUGCGCGCUUGUUCACGUAUCUAAUUAUCUUGCAUCUCACAUGCGCCAGUAGUCUGUCAUUGCGAAUCCCGCUGGCAGCAGCUGACUUCAAAGUAGGGAAGACUGACAAUUCUCUUUUUUAACUUGUUACCAAAUGCAGCCGUAUUGUCACUGAAGAACAUCACCUCAGUUUCCGGCAUAUUUUUAUAACCGAAGUUAUGCCAUUUUUAUCCUAAUCCACCAUUGUUUUUAUUUUAAGAGACAUGUAGUGGGAUGCAGCACCAAGUAUGCACGCCCAGCUACCAGAUUCUUCAAAAUUAUUCCGGUUUAAUUACGACCCCGAUUGAGCUCAAAUAUGUGAAGCAUGUUGGUCAGGGCCUGGCUAGCCACAAAAAAUGCCGUCAAUCCGUUUUUCAAUGCCAAUUCCUACUGUAUUAUACCCUUAACUCUCCCACAUAGGUGGAUGAUCUAUCCGAACAGCUCAAUGAUGCCAGAAAGCGGGCGGCCGAUGAGUUCAGCCAGCGUCUCAACAUUGAGGCAGAACUGUUGGCCUGUCAGCUGGACUACAGGACCUCCCUCUCGAAUUCCAUGUAUGCUGGAUACUCUACGUCCGCGAGGUAUACUCCCUGCAACUCAAUGACCCAGUCCCUUUCCGUUGGUAAUCCGCCGUCGGAGUUCAACUCCUGCGAUCUUCCAUCUAAAAGCCACCCGCAGCUGCCGGCCUCCUUGCCUUCCACGCCUUCCUGA
Molecule: messenger RNA, 8706 nt
Organism: Spirometra erinaceieuropaei
Lineage: Eukaryota; Metazoa; Platyhelminthes; Cestoda; Diphyllobothriidea; Diphyllobothriidae
Source: the annotation of a GenBank genome assembly